CAACUCACUCAAUGGCCGGCACAAAACGCACCUGGGACGGCCACCCCCUAGAUACUGCACCCCCCGCAACAAUGUCCACCGACUCCCCCUCCAUCCACGCGAUGUUCGAGACCUUCCGCAACGAGCUCGACGAGCACCACGACCGCCGCGAGCGCCUCAUCAAAACCAGCAGAGACAUCACCGCGCUCAGCAAGAAGAUAAUCUUCUCCCUUCAACGAAUCCGCCAAAUAAACAAACCCCUCCCCCCCAAAACAAUCAAAGAGAUAAACGAGAAAUUCAACCAAAUAACCCACCUCUUCACAACGACCCUCCCAGACCUAACAUCCCAAAACCAACACCGCUACCAGCGCCAACUCAGCGGCGCAAUCCAGGAGUUCAUCGAGGCGCUCUCCUUCCACCACUACCUAACAACCCAAACCCUGAUCACCCUCCCAGAAGUGCGCGCGCACCUGCCCACCGGCAUCCCGCUCACGGAGGAGGAUUACCUGAUGGGGUUGUUCGACCUCACGGGCGAGGUGAUGCGGUUUGCGGUGACGACUUUGUCGGGCUCUUCCUCAUCCCCUUCUUCAACGGAAGAGGGGGAGGGGCAGGGGGAGGGGAAGGACAGUGCUACGGCCAAGCAGACAAAAGUCCAGCUGCCCUCCGAGCAGAACGCCAUCGUCGUGGAUCUGCGCGCGAUGCGGGCGGCUAUUGAGCUCCUCAAUAUCCCGCGGCGGCAUGCCGGGCUUAUGUUCCGUGAUAUGGGCCGGAAGAUUGAGGUCAUGCAGGGGUCUGUCGAGAAGGUGGAGCGCGCGGCGUAUGGGAUCUUGGUCCGCGGGAGUGAGAGGCCUGAGGGGUGGAGGCCGGAUUUGAGUGCCGGUGCUGGAGGGGCCGGGGAGGGCGAGGUUUACUAG
Molecule: messenger RNA, 893 nt
Organism: Aspergillus homomorphus CBS 101889
Lineage: Eukaryota; Fungi; Ascomycota; Eurotiomycetes; Eurotiales; Aspergillaceae
Product: translin family protein
Exons: 3
Coding region: 12-893 (293 amino acids)
Cellular component (GO): nucleus; cytoplasm
Molecular function (GO): RNA endonuclease activity; sequence-specific DNA binding; RNA binding
Source: RefSeq, a predicted model, not a curated record